AUGAAUUCAGACAGGACCCGGUCGCGCAGGGAGCGCACCUUUGUGGGGAGCGAGUGCGCCGUGUGCGAGGAGCCGUUGGAACACACGCUCCGGGGCGAGAGGAUAUUGCAGUUCUCGUGCACCCACGUGGCCCACGAGGCGUGCUUCUACGAGUUCAUCCGCGAGUUUGAUUCCCAGUACUGCCCGACAUGCAAUGCGCCACUGCACCUGGACACCAGCCGCGGCGGAAACGUGCUGGAUAUAGAAAAAAUCAGCAAUAUGGUGCGCGCAGUGUCAGUAAAUGACACCAGAUCACAGGGAACUCCGACCCCGACGACGCAGCAUUGGGAUGAUCCGGGAAGGCCGCAGAGCCGGGGGUCGAGCGCGCGACCUGGUGGUGGUGGAUCGAAUGGUCACCGGGAUGCUCCUCGAGGAAGCCAGCGGGACAGCCGCGAGAGUCGGGAAGCGCCGCCUUCGGAUCACCGCUACAACGGCCCGAGACACGCGCGGAGUGAUAGUGAGGCGACGGGUGUUGCCUCUUCGGGAGGAUACCCAGAAACGACGCAGAGCGGACCACCGCGGCGACACGAUUAUGAUGUUCAGGCCAUGGAGACCUCGCUCGCCAGCCCCCGGACGGUCACUCGGAAUCCCAUCCCCGCGCCCACGGUUACGGUGCGGUCAGAGUUUCCCACCAUCACGAGGUCACGACAGCAGCAGACGCUCACCUGUCUAGUAACGGUGGAGGUGCCGGAUAUCAAGUGGCGGCCCGACCCAGAAGACCUGCAGGCCGCCCCUCCGCCGUUGGCGCCACCGAGAGCCGAGGAGCAGUUCCACAGGGCGCCUUCACCAGCGCAAAGUGCGCCGCGGUUCUAUCCGUACGAGUCGGCAGAGGUGCUGGCCGAGAUGACGGAGAGCCUGCGCAACCGGGUAGACAACUGGCAUGGUUUGGACUUCAGCCGAUUUGGAAAGCUUCGAUUGUACGGCACACUCCGUGUGGGCAAGGACAAAGUGUCAUGGCAGGAGCUCGAGUGUUUCCUGUUUGCAGAGAUGCUCAUCUGCGUCAAGGAGAAGAAAUCUGCGCAACAACCAUCACAGUGGGAGGACCAGGAUGCGCCACGGAAAAGCACACGCUGCACGCUCAAGGGAUCGAUUCUCAUCAAGAAGCAUCUCAACGAGGUGUCGUACAGUGGCAGCAUGGACGAGAACAUUCUCACCCUCAGCUUAUCAGUAGCCGAGCUGCCCCAAUUCCAUCUUCGGUUUGAGAACCGAAACCAGCUCAAGCUGUGGCAGCAGGCCCUGUUGGACCUCAACGCUGUUGAGACGUCGCCCGUACGCAGUCCUGAAUAUGACCGUGGCGAGUUUUCAGAAACAGAUGAGGAUGACUGGCAAAGAACACCUGGCUCUGGCCGACCACAACGAGUGUCGUCCCUGGCUUCCUCAUGGGGCGGCGCCAAGUCGGCCACAACUGCGCCUACCGAGUACACCAACUUUGCGAGGAGCCCUCUUCUGCCCUCGAUUCAUGUGCCUGUGGAUGUUGUGGUGGUGGUGCCCAUUUCGGCUUCGAUGCAGGGUGUCAAGAUCAACCUGGUUCGCGAUGCUCUUCGGUUUAUGGUACACACGCUCGGCGACCGUGACCGCAUGGGCUUGGUGACCUUUGGAUCAUCUGGCGGCGGCGUACCUAUCGUUGGCAUGACGACCAAGGCGUGGCCUGGCUGGGGUAAUGUUCUGAACUCGAUCAAGCCCGUUGGACAAAAGAGCCACCGUGCUGAUGUUGUCGAGGGCGCCAAUGUGGCCAUGGAUCUGCUCAUGGGCCGCAAGUACAACAACCCCAUCGCGACCAUCAUGCUGAUCAGCGAUGCCUCCACCUCGGACGCCGACAGCGUCGACUUUGUGGUAUCGCGCGCCGAAGCAGCCAAGAUCACCAUCCACUCGUUUGGUCUCGGUAUGACCCACAAGCCGGACACCAUGAUCGAGCUGUCCACCCGGACAAAAGCCUCGUACACCUAUGUAAAAGACUGGAUGAUGCUCAGAGAGUGUCUCGCCGGCUGCCUCGGCGCCAUGCAAACUCUUUCUCAUCAAAACGUCAAGCUCAAGCUCAAGCUUCCCGAAGGCUCCCCGGCCAAGUUCCACAAGAUCAGCGGCGCCCUCCAAAUCACCAAGCGCGCCACGGGCCGCGAUGCUGAGGCGUCUAUCGGAGACCUCCGCUUCGGCGACAAACGCGAUAUCCUCGUCCAGCUAGUGAUCAUCCCAGACAACGCCUCCCAAGAGCAGCUUCCGCAAGACCCAUGGGAUAACAUCGUCUCCGGUCUGGAAGCCCUCGGCGGCCCGAUGGAUCAGGACGAGCAACGAACCCUCUCGGUAGAGGAAGUCCCCCUCAUCCAAGCCGAGCUCAUCUGGGGUGACAUCCUCCGUGACGGCACAUCCCAACACACUCGCCCUUCGCUCCUGGCAAUUACCAUGCUGCCCGCCUCGAACUCGAAGAAGUCGUGGAAUAACUCCCAGCCCAUCCCUCCCCACCCACACAUCGUCCAGCGGAGGAUGGAGCUCUUGACGUCAGACAUGUUAACACGGGCACUAACCCUCGUCUCCCGCGGCCAGCACGACCGUGCCCACACUUUGCUCAACGAAACCCGCUCCAUCCUCAAAGGCCUCGGGAAAGGCGGGUUGCCACCCGUCCCACCGCUCCCCCCAUCGGGAGGCAACAAAUCUCAACCCUCCACCCCCCACCCGGACAACGCCAACCCCUCCCCUACGGCCGGCACCCCAGACAGGAAGAACACACCCUCUCCCACGUCGGGGAACCACUCCUCUGCCGGCAGCUUCCCACCGGUGCCAGGGCAGAUCUCCCGUUCCAGAUCGACAGACGGACUGGGGGUGAUGGGAACAGCAGCGGGGAUAGACACGAACACGGUUGCGGCGCUGGAUGCCGAGCUGGAGAGCAGUCUCGAGUGGAUCAACCACCCGGCCGUGUUUGGGCGGGACAGCAGGAAGGCGGUGCUGCAGGCGAUCGGGGUGAUCAGCAGCCAGAGGGCGUUUACGUUCCGGACGCCGAUUGAGAGCCUGUGGGCGGGGAGGGUGUCGGGUGUGAAGAAGCUGACGGAAAAGUCAAGGGAGUGGAGGGAGGAGGGGGGAGGGGAGGGGGGGAUCAUGGAGGAGGCUUAG
Messenger RNA from Podospora anserina S mat+, 3141 nucleotides. RefSeq lists its product as uncharacterized. The transcript is spliced from 3 exons. Bases 1 to 3141 code for a protein of 1046 amino acids. Lineage: Eukaryota; Fungi; Ascomycota; Sordariomycetes; Sordariales; Podosporaceae. The record is from RefSeq and is a predicted model, not a curated record.